Messenger RNA from Pocillopora damicornis (cauliflower coral), 1575 nucleotides. RefSeq lists its product as uncharacterized. Gene Ontology annotation, cellular component: cytoplasm. NCBI's taxonomy places the organism in Eukaryota, Metazoa, Cnidaria, Anthozoa, Scleractinia, Pocilloporidae. Gene Ontology annotation, molecular function: protein binding. The record is from RefSeq and is a predicted model, not a curated record.
AUGGCGGCGGUGAAUAAAGCGAUUUCUGAACGUCGUUUCAAACAAGUUCGCUUUUUGAUCGAUCUGGGAGCAAAUUUGAAUUUGAAAGACAGAGAAGGAAAAACUGCUUUAAUCCAACUGUGCUUUCUUGAGCCAGAGUCCUUGGCUGCGGCGAUCGCUGUGCGUUUGUUAAAAGCAGGAGCAAAAAUUGAUAUAAAGGAUAACGAAGGGUUAUCAGCAUUUUCCACCGCAGUGAAAAGACAGAAAGAAAGUUUGGUUGCAUUAUUUUUGGAGGAGACCGGAAAUUUUGAUAUCAAUUCCAGAGACAAGAAAGGAAACACCGCGCUAUUUUAUGCAGCAAACGUUGGAAAUUUGAAGAUCUUGAGUGCGAUUGUUUUAGCCCUUCAGAAGUUUCAACUAAGUGUGAACGUGGCAAAUACUGAAGGAAUUACACCACUAAUGCAAGCGUGUAUGAACGGAGAUGUCAUCGUAGCAAAGUAUCUCAUAACAGAGGGUAAAGCCUGUAUAAAUAGCAGAGACUGGAAUUAUAAAAGAACAGCCCUGGAUUGGGCCAAAACGAGGGGAAUACAGGAAAGUAUUUUACUGGUAAAUAACAAUUCCGACUUUGAUGGUCUGGGUAAGAGUACCAUACGUGGAACACUCGUAGAAGAUAACGUCCAACAGAAACCAGGUCAAAUUUUUGGCUCGAAACCUUGUGAAAAAGAUCUUGGUCGCACAAAGGGGCAAACAACGUACAAAGAUCAACUUCGACAAGUAUAUCAAGUUUACGAAUGGCAACUAACAGCUUCCUUCAAACUCCGGAAAAAACCGAAGUCAAUCGAUAUCAUAGCAUCGAACUCAACCGACGAACAGAGAAAUGGUAAUACAAGAACGAGAAAGAACACUGAUUUAUCAAAGAGUCGGAAUUUUCUCAGAGGAGGUGCCACUGCAAAACUUCUAAAGCGCAGUUCUUUAAUGGCUGACAAGAACGUUCCUCAUCCAUUUCCGUUUCCGAAUUUCCAACGUUCCCUAUCUUUCACGGAUCUUACGAAACUUGAUAAGGCGGAAAGGCGAAUUGAUUCGCCAACUCUUCCGAGGAUUCGUUCGGCUCAUUCGAAGCGUUCGGGAAAAGUUCGGCAAGAAUCUCCAGAAGUAGAAACCCGCUCGUCAUCACCAACGAUUGCUACUGUAUUUGAAGAGAAUGAACCUGACUCCUAAACUAGCAUCGGUCUCGUAUUGCAAUAAAUGCAAAAAAAUAUUAAUUUACCUCAACUGGUAUUCCCCUAUUUCAAAAUCAAGUCUUUAAGGUUGACUAAUGUUAAUGAAGCGUUUUGUUGUCGUUGCGAAAGGGAAGGCACACCCGUUUCUUCAUUACGUCGUUCUGAAAGGCCAAAACAAUAAUUUGCGGAGGUGUUUUGUGAAGCUUUUAAAGAAUGUCAAACACAAUAGUGCUGCCGUCUGGCACUAAAACAUUCUUUUAAUGUUUCCUUCGACAUUAUCUGUUCUUUGCUAGUCAGAAAAAUGUUCGCUAUUAGGACGAUUACCCGAGAUUAUAGUCUAUACAUUCACUCCGAGCAAGGUGUUUACACUUUUGAA